Molecule: messenger RNA, 2135 nt
Organism: Lindgomyces ingoldianus
Lineage: Eukaryota; Fungi; Ascomycota; Dothideomycetes; Pleosporales; Lindgomycetaceae
Product: MFS general substrate transporter
Exons: 2
Coding region: 1-1761 (586 amino acids)
Biological process (GO): transmembrane transport
Molecular function (GO): transmembrane transporter activity
Source: RefSeq, a predicted model, not a curated record
AUGUCUUCUUCCUGUCCCUCUCACGCUUCGUCUAUAUCCGCACUCGAAGCCGAAGUCGAGGAGAAGUCAGAGGAGGUCAGUGGGGAGGAAACAGAGGAUGAGCCGGAAAAAGAGAAGCUAGAAAAAGAGAAAUUCAGGCCGGGAUGGAGGUUCCAUACGAUAUUCGGGUGCUUGUGCUUGAUGAUGUUGGUUGUUGCUUUGGAUGCCACAACUCUGAGUGUCGCGCUGCCAGUUAUAUCCAGCUCCCUUCAUGGAACAGCCCUGACAACGUUCUGGGCUGGAACUUCGUUCCUCCUGUCCUCCACCGUCUUCCAACCCACCCUCAGUUCAUUAUCCCAUAUCUUCGGUCGCCUUCCUCUGAUUCUGUUCUCUCUAGUAGUCUUCACAGCGGGAUGUAUAACAGCCGCCUUAUCAGCCUCCUUCACAGUCCUCAUUCUCGGGCGAACGGUGCAGGGUGUUGGCGCCGGCGGUCUCAUCGUUCUUUCCGAGGUGGUGAUUACCGAUCUUGUGCCAUUACGAGAACGAGGGAGUUUCUACGGAUACAUGAGCGCAACAUGGGCGGUCGGUAGUGUCUGUGGGCCAUUGGUUGGUGGUGUCUUUGCAGGUUCGAAGUCUGCACACGAGAUGAAUGGAGGAGAGAAAGGAGGAUACGGUGGCUGGCGCUGGAUAUUCUGGCUCAACAUUCCAAUCGCGGUCGUGGGGCUUGUCAUACUCCCAGUUGUGCUUCGUCUCCAGAAGCCUAUGCAUGGAUUUAGUGUGAAAGAGAAACUCAAGAGCGUGGAUUGGAUAGGUGCGGUCUUACUCACAGGAUCAACGACUGCCAUCCUGAUGCCGGUUACUUGGGGAGGCAUCCAAUACUCCUGGUCAAACUUCCGCACUCUUCUUCCUCUCCUCCUCGGCUUGAUUGGUUUCGUAGGCUGGAUAGCGUACGAGAUAUACACCCAACACCCCAAUCCCUUGAUUAAGAUGCAAAUCUUCAGUAACCGUACAGCGGCAGCAUCUUACUUUGGCAUACUGAUCCAAGGAAUAAUCCUGUGGUGCCUACUCUACUACCUUCCUCUUUAUUACGAAGCUUGUCACUCCCUGUCUCCUCUCCGUGCUGGCUUGGCCAUUCUCCCCGAGACACUGACCGUCGCUCCAGUAGCGUUCAUCGCAGGAAUCGCAAUCUCUAAGGUUGGGGUUUAUAGAUGGUGUAUCUGGCUUGGGUGGUCGCUCGCCAUUCUCGGCCUUGGGGUGAUGUGGCUGCUUGACGAGAACACCUCCACCAAGAUGUGGGUUGGAAUAAACCUGAUACCAGGUAUUGGAAUCGGGCUGUUAUUUCCAGGGCUUGAGUAUGCGACUCAGGCAGCGGCUGGUCAAAAAGAUGUUGCUGAUGCUGCAGCUAUGUACAACUUCAUCCGCGCUUUCGGUCAAGGUAUUGGCGUAGCUGUCGGCGGUUCGAUCUUCCAAACACAGCUUAAGCGAAAACUGUUGGCUUUUCCGGCGGUAGCGGGGGUCGCAACUAAGUACGCAAACGAUGCCGCCAGCCUGAUUGAGCUCAUGAAAGCAAUGGACAUGGAAGAUAGGAACGGCGUGAGAGAGGCAUUAGAAAAAGGCUACGCAGACAGUUUGAAGAUGGUUUGGGCUGUGAUGGCCAGCUUGGCGGGAUUGGCCCUUUUGGUGAGUUUAUUCACGCGGGAGCUGGGGAUUGACGAGGAGUUGGAGAGUAAACAAGGCUUAAAAAGGACGCCCGGGCAGUGGGAGGAUAAGGCGGAGGUGUAACUGGGUCUCUGGCUGUUUCGAAGCCUACGUAGCAAUCGUCGAGCGCAGCGCCGGAACGUUUCUAGACACCAAUUGAGAACUACUUCCACUACUAACUCUUUAUUGGUCAUAAAUAAGUUCACUGAAGUAAGCUGCAUAAUAUCUCAAAUCCGAUGCAUGUCGUCCGAAACCUUCAUUGGGGUCGAUUAUUCCAUUGGUAAUUAGUAUUGCAAGAACGCAAGGAUGGAUGUGCUGCAUGGAGAGGACCCCGGAAAGAAAGUUAGGUUCAACAUCCAUUUCAGGGCAACCGCAGAGCUUCCGGCUGGGAAUGUGAUUAACGCGAAGAAAAAGAGGUACAACGAAACAGAGAUGGUCGAUCAAAUUAGUGCUUGGCA